AUGCCACUACUACUACUACUACUAUUAUCAGCAAUAGAAUUCUUGCUAUUCCCGGUUUAUACCAGUGUAGCGAAUCGUAAUGGCAAUGGAUGUGAUGAUCAGUGUGAUCAUUAUGGUGAUAUUGUUGCUUAUGAAAAUUGUAUGAGGAAAUGUUCAUCAGAACGAUUUGCAACCAAUACAUUCACUAACAGACGAUAUCCGACACCACCGUUUAAUAUUAGCGUUGAUACGAUUGCAAUUAUUGGUAAUGUGAAAUUUUUAGAAUCAACUGUUAGUUGGGAUUUUGAACCUGGUAAAUUUUGUAUUUUAAUUUGA
Molecule: messenger RNA, 315 nt
Organism: Cercopithifilaria johnstoni
Lineage: Eukaryota; Metazoa; Nematoda; Chromadorea; Rhabditida; Onchocercidae
Source: the annotation of a GenBank genome assembly